Molecule: messenger RNA, 1509 nt
Organism: Knipowitschia caucasica
Lineage: Eukaryota; Metazoa; Chordata; Actinopteri; Gobiiformes; Gobiidae
Source: the annotation of a GenBank genome assembly
AUGUUUGAAGUGGUCUCCGCCGGACUGGACCAGUGGGCUGGACCCCCAAACCUGCCUGGAGCCUCCUCAGUCCAUCAGUCCUGGAGCCUCCUCAGUCCAUCAGUCCUGGAGCCUCUUCAGUCCAUCAGUCCUGGAGCCUCUUCAGUCCAUCAGUCCUGGAGCCUCCUCAGUCCAUCAGUCCUGGAGCCUCUUCAGUCCAUCAGUCCUGGAGCCUCUUCAGUCCAUCAGUCCUGGAGCCUCUUCAGUCCAUCAGUUCUGGAGCCUCCUCAGUCCAUCAGUUCUGGAGCCUCCUCAGUCCAUCAGUCCUGGAGCCUCCUCAGUCCAUCAGUCCUGGACCCUCUUCAGUCCAUCAGUCCUGGAGCCUCCUCAGUCCAUCAGUCCUGGAGCCUCCUCAGUCCAUCAGUCCUGGAGCCUCUUCAGUCCAUCAGUCCUGGAGCCUCCUCAGUCCAUCAGUCCUGGAGCCUCCUCAGUCCAUCAGUCCUGGAGCCUCUUCAGUCCAUCAGUCCUGGAGCCUCCUCAGUCCAUCAGUCCUGGAGCCUCCUCAGUCCAUCAGUCCUGGAGCCUCCUCAGUCCAUCAGUCCUGGAGCCUCCUCAGUCCAUCAGUCCUGGAGCCUCCUCAGUCCAUCAGUCCUGGAGCCUCUUCAGUCCAUCAGUUCUGGAGCCUCCUCAGUCCAUCAGUUCUGGAGCCUCCUCAGUCCAUCAGUCCUGGAGCCUCCUCAGUCCAUCAGUCCUGGAGCCUCCUCAGUCCAUCAGUCCUGGAGCCUCUUCAGUCCAUCAGUCCUGGAGCCUCCUCAGUCCAUCAGUCCUGGAGCCUCCUCAGUCCAUCAGUCCUGGAGCCUCCUCAGUCCAUCAGUCCUGGAGCCUCCUCAGUCCAUCAGUCCUGGAGCCUCCUCAGUCCAUCAGUCCUGGAGCCUCCUCAGUCCAUCAGUCCUGGAGCCUCCUCAGUCCAUCAGUCCUGGAGCCUCCUCAGUCCAUCAGUCCUGGAGCCUCCUCAGUCCAUCAGUCCUGGAGCCUCCUCAGUCCAUCAGUCCUGGAGCCUCCUCAGUCCAUCAGUCCUGGAGCCUCCUCAGUCCAUCAGUCCUGGAGCCUCUUCAGUCCAUCAGUCCUGGACCCUCUUCAGUCCAUCAGUCCUGGAGCCUCCUCAGUCCAUCAGUCCUGGAGCCUCUUCAGUCCAUCAGUCCUGGAGCCUCCUCAGUCCAUCAGUCCUGGAGCCUCCUCAGUCCAUCAGUCCUGGAGCCUCCUCAGUCCAUCAGUCCUGGAGCCUCCUCAGUCCAUCAGUCCUGGAGCCUCCUCAGUCCAUCAGUCCUGGAGCCUCCUCAGUCCAUCAGUCCUGGAGCCUCCUCAGUCCAUCAGUCCUGGAGCCUCCUCAGUCCAUCAGUCCUGGAGCCUCCUCAGUCCAUCAGUCCUGGAGCCUCCUCAGUCCAUCAGUCCUGGAGCCUCCUCAGUCCAUCAGUCCUGGAGCCUCCUCAGUCCAUCAGUCCUGGAGCCUCCUCAGUCCAUCAGUCCUAG